Conger conger (European conger) is the source of this 3297-nucleotide messenger RNA. It is a transcript of the gene pard6a, whose product is annotated as par-6 family cell polarity regulator alpha. The record is from RefSeq and is a predicted model, not a curated record. The transcript has 4 exons. Gene Ontology annotation, cellular component: cell cortex; nucleus; apical plasma membrane. Gene Ontology annotation, biological process: regulation of cellular localization; establishment or maintenance of cell polarity; centrosome cycle. Gene Ontology annotation, molecular function: protein kinase C binding. Lineage: Eukaryota; Metazoa; Chordata; Actinopteri; Anguilliformes; Congridae. Bases 191 to 1360 code for a protein of 389 amino acids.
AAUCAGUUCCCUGAACACCAGCAGUAUUGCGGACAGAGUACUACGUGCUGCAUGUGUCAGCGUCUGUACGGCUGAGGGUGAAAGCGCGAGGGAUUGAGGUGACUGACCAUUCCACUCCAGUUUCUGGGGGACUCCCAUCGGAAGCAGCCGUGUGGUCCACGCCACUGGAUUACACGAACACCAGACAAACAUGUCAAGGCAGCAGAGGACCCCCUUGAGAACCGCUGACAACGUGAUCGAGGUCAAAAGCAAAUUUGAAGCAGAGUACCGGAGGUUUGCCCUGAAGCGCUCGGGCGCCGGAGGGUUCCAGGAGUUCUACCACCUGCUCCAGUCGGUCCACCGGAUACCGGGCGUGGAGGUGCUGCUCGGCUAUGCCGACAUCCACGGUGACCUGCUCCCCAUCAACAACGAUGACAACUUCCACAAGGCCGUGUCCUCGGCCAAUCCGCUGCUGAGAAUCAUCAUUCAGAAGAGAGGUCCAGGUCCAGGAUCUCUCUACUUGGAGGAAGAUGUGGAGGAGCCCGUGGUCUUCGCCACCAACUCCCUGCAGAGGAAGAAGAAGGGCCUGCCGGGGCUGCGGGCGACGCAGCAGAAGGGCAAGCCGGCGCUGCUCAUCGGCCUGCCGCAGGACUUCCGGCAGAUCUCCUCCAUCAUCGACGUGGACAUCCUGCCCGAGACGCACCGGCGGGUGCGCCUGCACAAGCACGGCUCCGACAAGCCGCUGGGCUUCUACAUCCGCGACGGCGUGAGCGUGCGCGUCACCCCGCAGGGCGUGGAGAAGGUGCCGGGCGUCUUCAUCUCGCGCCUGGUCCGCGGGGGCCUGGCGGAGAGCACGGGCCUGCUGGGCGUCAACGACGAGAUCCUGGAGGUCAACGGCAUCGAGGUGGAGGGCAAGUCCCUGGACCAGGUGACGGACAUGAUGGUGGCCAACAGCCACAACCUCAUCGUCACGGUCAAGCCGGCCAACCAGCGCAACAACGUGGUGCGGGGCAGCAAGGCGUCGGGGAACAGCUCCGGCUCGGGCUUCUCCCACGACUCCACGCCCAGCCCGGCCUCGCAGUACGUCAGCCACUACAGCAACAGCACGGCGGAGGGGGAGAGCGACGAGGACGGCGACCUCAUCAUCGAGAGCGACAGCCUGCCGCCCUACCUGCCCGCCGCGCACUUCGCCAACGGGGACGCCUCGUCCUCGUCGUCGGGGGCAGCGGGGGGGCCGCGGGCGCUCCCCCAGAGCGCCUCCCUGCACAGCAGCUCGCUCUCCGACAGCAAGGGCUCGCUCAGCUCGCUGAACACCCCCACGCACAACGGCAGCCCCAGCCAGGAGAGCAUGCGCGAGGACGGCAACAUCAUCACACUGUGAGGCCCCCCCAGCCCCGCCCCGCCGCGCCGCCAACGGUCCGCUCGGCCAACCCAACGACGACCGCAACAACAACACCGAACACAGCCCACAGCACGGGGACGCUACUUCCCUGGGAAAUAUCCACUAAUUUUAACAAAAUACAAACUUAUUAAUACCUCAUUUCUACAAAACAGUAGGCACUAAACAAAGUAAUGCCUUUUUUGGUCUGGAAGUGCCCGAUGUUUGUUCCAUGCAUCUAAAAGGAAUGGAAUUGGUCCACGGCGGGGGUGGGGCGGGGUGUGGCUAAUCCUAUAGGCUGACAGCCUCGGCUAUAAGGAGGUGCCUUUCGCAAAUUUUUUUUUCCUCACUCUGCUAGCCUUAUUAAUGUUUUUUGUUUUAUUACACUCACUAAAGCUCGUAAAAGUAGCGCAUUUUCCAGUACGAGAAGGUUGGGGAAUACACUGCGAGGUGUUUCGCAGGAGAAGACGUGCGGGAGGGCUGUUCUCUCCCUCUCAGACCAACUCCGAGCCAGAGAGGAAGCGUCUGGAAUAAACAGUGAAAGAUGUUAAAUUCGAUUGUGCCCCCCGGCUAAGGGUCGGAAGCACAGCGGUGACUUUAUUACUCUCCCUUUCGACCCCUUACACACACACACACACACACACACACGGUCCUGAUGGAGCUCUCUGAGCAGUAAAUAUAGCCUUUUCCCCUGCACGUUAAAGCAGCUUAAGAUGUCAAGUGUGCUCUGGAAGAUGGAAGAACUCAACGCAUUCAGGACAUUGUGCUUCGGCCAGCACCCUGCUGUUGUUGGCAACCUGAGGAUAUAUUUUUAGCUUCUUUGCCAUUAUACUUUUUUUUUUUUUGUUAAUCGAUCUAAAUAUAUAUAUAUAUAUAUGGCUCUGCAAAUAUGUUGUUAUGGCAACCACUCUUUUGCACAUAUGAGCCCAGUCGCUUGACCGCACCUAGGACAACCAAUCAGAUGGCUUCCACACUUACCUGUAUGUGCUUCAUCACCGCCACCCUCCUCCGCCCAGAGGAAUCGGAAUACAACUCCACGGACGUGUCAAAGCCAAGUCAGGGUCAAACUAUUGAGGACACUUGACCCCUGACCUUUGACCUGCAGGCACCCAGGACCACGUGAAGAAACCCCUUCAAUACACAGACUCUGUCAUCGGUACUUCCUGUCUUUCUUUGUGUACAACAAGUCAUACACGCCGUCUGCUUUACAAGCUGAAGGAUAGUUAUGGCUAUUUUUUUAAAAUGAUAAUAAUGUGAGAAUGUAGCAUGAAGGAUUGGGCUGCAGAUGUAGUAUUUGGGAUGACAGAUUGUACGGUGGUCGUGUUCAGAGUGAACGCGGUGGACCUCAGCGUCACUUCUGUAGCUAGAAUCCACGUACCUACCACCGCAGGUAUUCUUAUCUCACAUGCUCUUGUGCUGCAAAAAAGUUACAGUUAUUGCUUUCCGAAAACACAAAAGCACAGAUUUCCCCUGGUAUUUAAAUGGUCAUCCAACAAUAACCACUGCAGCCAUGGACUAUUUGUGUAAGAAACUGCCCUGUCACCUCUGCCAAUGUCCCAGUGACCGCCGAUGGAGCCACUGGUUCCUCAAGUCGAUAUUCGUGUGAUAUGGAUAUUAGAGACAGCUGGUCGCCUGGGCCAGAGGUGUUUAGACGCAGUCCUGCAUUCACUGUGUUAAAAUAAAAAGUGUUGAGAUAGGAAAUGGGUGAGGGACAGGCUGGGUUCUGUAGUUCACCGUAGGGUAAAUGAAGUUAGCUAACCACUCCGACCGCAUGUGGCCCAAGCGCGAACUGCGCUAUUCUACAUGCACAGCGUAGAGUAGAGGUGUGGACCGCGACAACGGGGUGAUUCCAAACUCCAGCUUUCCGCAUUGUUUUAUUUACUUCCAUUGUUCUUUAUGAGGAACCGUUGCCAUGACAGCGGAGUGGAGCUGGAGGCUGG